Messenger RNA from Silurus meridionalis, 2219 nucleotides. RefSeq names its product solute carrier family 25 member 34 (gene slc25a34). The coding region runs from base 6 to 1019 and encodes 337 amino acids. NCBI's taxonomy places the organism in Eukaryota, Metazoa, Chordata, Actinopteri, Siluriformes, Siluridae. The transcript has 5 exons. The record is from RefSeq and is a predicted model, not a curated record.
GGGGCAUGAUGGUAGAUCCUCAGCUCAUCAACCGCCUCCCAGUCACGGCAUUCAUCACCCAGAGCUCCAUUCCUUCUCUAUCCUGUACUCCGCCACGGCCGGGUAACCGUCCCCAGGUGCUGUGGCCACCUCUAGACUUCACUCUGGGGUCUCUGGCGUGCUGCGGAGCAUGCGUGUUUACCAACCCGCUGGAGGUAGUGAAGACUCGUAUCCAGCUGCAGGGGGAGCUGCAGGCGCGGGGGUCCUACCAUCAACACUACAGAGGGGUGCUGCAGGCUCUCUGGCUGGUGGGACGCACCGACGGCCUGCGUGGACUCCAGAAAGGUCUUGCGGCCGGCCUGCUCUACCAGGCGCUCAUGAACGGCGUCCGGCUCGGCUUCUACUCCUACACGCAGGUCUCGUGGAUCGGAGACGUGCCGGGGGGGAAGGUGGCCGCAGGGGCGGCUGCUGGGGCUUUGGGGGCCUUAAUCGCUUCUCCUGCUUACCUGGUAAAGACACACCUGCAGGCGCAGACUGUCGAGGCCAUUGCUGUGGGUCACCAACACAACCACCAGGGAAUCUUCAGUGCCUUCGCCACCAUAUACAGGCGUGAGGGAGUGCUGGGUCUGUGGCGAGGUGUAAACGGUGCUGUGCCGAGGGUCAUGGUGGGAUCAGCGGCUCAGCUCGCCACCUUCAGCUCAGCCAAAGAGCAGCUUACACACACCCAGUGGUUCACUCCCAACAGCUGGCUGGUGGCUCUGAUGGCAGCGGUGGUUAGCGGUGUUGCCGUGGCAAUCACCAUGACUCCGUUUGAUGUUAUCAGCACCAGGCUUUACAACCAGCCUGUGGACGAAUUAAGAAAGGGUCGGCUCUACACUGGGUUCCUGGACUGCCUGCUGAAAGUGAGUGGUACAGAGGGGGUUUUGGGUCUGUAUAAGGGGAUGGGACCCGUGUUCAUGCGUCUGGCUCCUCACACUGUGCUCAGCAUGCUGCUGUGGGACCUCAUGAGGCAGAAAGCUCUGCAGCACUACGCCCUUUGAGGAGGUCCUCAGAACAGCGCUGACGCUUCUGCUCGGUCCAGUCAGACAUGAGGAAGUCCAUCAUCAUGCAGAGACAGUCAGCUACAUUGAGUACAUCUGGACGAGAAGUGGAGAGUUCAUCCUGUCCUCUUCUUCCUCAUACACAGUGAGAAGUUCUCCAGAAUAAGAAACCUUUUGGAGUUCCCCACAUGGCUGCUCAGGGUUCUGAGAUCUUCCACUGGAUUUUAUGGUAUAAUAUGCAAAUGAGCUAAUGAUGUCACACCAUGUAGAAUUUUCAAACAUCCUCAACCUGAACAUCCUCAGGACUGAAGCUUAAUCUACAAGCUAGCUGGCACACACACACACACACACACACACGUACUUCUGUUAGAAAAUUGAUCAAGACAGUCUUCUCCACUGUCUCUGUGUGUGUGUGUGUGUGUGUGUGUGUGUGUGUGUGUGUGUGUGUGUGGUAGAGAACACAUUCGCCCGUGUGAAGGAUUGAACACUCGUUUUCUGACUUGUGCUCCUGCAGCUCUGAAACUUUCAGCCUCGUCACAUGACUUCUAUUGUUUCUGUUGGAUAUUUUGAAGAGCUGAUGCUGAUGAACAGAUGAGCACAAGAAGGUGGAAGUUGGAGGACAGAGGAACACUGUGAGAUGAUCUGCAGUGUUCAGUGCUGAGGGAGAGCAUUUCAGAGUGCAGCAGUAAAAGAGGAAAUCAUUCCUGAUUCUAUUCUAAUCUAUUCCUGAUUAUUCUGUCAGAUUUUAAUGACGUGUGUGUGUGUGUGUGUGUGUGUGUGUGUGUGUGUGUGUGUGUGUGAGAGAGAGAGAGAGAUAUGAAGGUCCUCGGUGUGAGACGUGAUGAAUUCUAGGUUUAUUUGUGAGGCAGAAACAAAUGAUUUAAUACAGUAAAUAAUAAUCAUGUAUAGAAAAGGAAAUAAUUUAAUUUACAUAUUUGUAUUAUUUCUAUUCCAUUUAUUACAAACUUAUUAUAAUAAUAAUAAUAAUAAUGUAGUUGUUUGUUCAGUUCGAUGAUGAUGAUGAUGAUGAUGAUGUACUGAGAGUUUCUACACUCACACGUUUUGUCCGGGUGUGAGGACGAGAUUGAAAUUGAGAAUCAGAUGAAGAUUUAAUAUAAAUAAAUGUUAAUAAUUGAAAUUGUGUUCUGAUGAUUAUAAAAGUGUAGAAAUAUUUUUCCACAUUAAAACCUUUAUUCAGUU